AUGGACGCGGCCAGCUUGCACGACUGUCUCCGCAGCAAACUCGACAAUCUUGAAGCCAGGCUCGAGACGCACCGCCAGAAUUUAUUAGGCGAAUUCCACCGGCACUACCUUGAAUUGACGCGCAUGGCUGCCCCAUCCGCCGUUGCAAGCAUGCGAGAUAAGCUCGGAGCUACUCUUGAUGAUUAUAAAGUGCUGCGUCCGAGCCUUCCUCCGCAUCCGCCCGCGUCGCCGCCGCCAGCGCCAGCACCAGCACCAGCAGCGCCUGAGCCCGCCGCUGUGCCAGCUGAGUCACCUCGGCCGCCAUUCAGCGACAAUAACCCCGAGACGACGACCACGUUCCAAACUCUAUCGCUAGCGCCGAAAUCUGCCGACUCCGGCUAUCCAGAUGCUCCAGGCAGCCCACGCGACCGUGAUCACGAGCUACAGGGUCUUUUUACGCCAAGCUACCUCCCGCUACUGGCAGCUUCUCACAUACCUACGGACGACACACCACUCUCGCCUACAACGAAGAAUCCUGCCCUUAAUUCUCACGAGUCCUCUGUCGCGGCCGGUGGCCCAAACACCGCCGACACCGAGUGGUUGCCUGUUACCAUGAGCAGCACCCGCGACAGCGCGACAAUAACCAGCAUGGGCCAAUCUGCCGACGAGGACCGGUUCCCCGGUCGGUUAACGACACCACCUCGGCAUCGGCCGAGUGAAAGUGAGCCGGGUGAUGCUGUGACGGCCGAAGAAGCAAACUCGUCAGCAUCAUCUGACAAGAGCGACAACAAAGCUCCCCGCAGUGCCUUGCGAAGAUCUUCCAGCAUAAAUAAAACGCCGCAGAGCCCUAGACGUGUCCGGUUUGAGUUUAUGGGUGCUGAAUUCUUGCCCACUGCGUCUCCGCAACCCAGCGAUACCAUGAUGCCGCAGUCAGCAUCACCACUGUGGGAGAGCGAAAACGUCACAGCCGACUCGGUCCUGGGACAGGAUGCCGAUGACUUGGGGCCGCCGCCCAAAAAGAUCUCUUCAUCGGAUGCUCUUAGGGCUCUAUCAAGAGAGCCAUUGGAGGAGGACACGGUAUGGACUGUGGUCAAUCCCGACUCGGAUCUCGUCACGAAUAAAAUGCGACAAGUAGACUUGGACAAACAACCAGCAACCUUCGAACUCGGUAUGCAGCAGCAUCGGCAGGAGCUCAGCAACGAUGAAAAGGUAGUGGAUGAUGACGUACUGGACAUGAAGACGGCGAAAGCUACGACUCUCCUUGGCAACUCACCCACCAUUUUCAGCAAAGAGCCACCAAAGAACAAGGCGCCUGUCAAUGACACUGAGAUUCGCGAUGAUGACGACGACAUGUUCCAGUUCGAAGAUGAGGGCGGUACAACACCGUUGUCACAACGGUCACUGGUGCCUGGAGAUGCAGACGAACAGAGCGACGACGAAAUUGCAGCCGCCACAUUCGUCUCUAGCAAGGGGCUCGACGCUUUGCGCUCGCCUACUACCGUUGCUCCCGCCCCUGUACCAGCCCCCAAGCCCGAGGCUGCUGCGGAGCCAACCACGCCGACCACGCCGCGCUUCCACGUCGGCUCGGUCGGCUCCUAUAAGGGCCGCUCCAUUAUGAUGCCCGUCGUCAAGAGCCCCGAGAUACACGCCAAGGCUGCCGCCAUUGGCAACUUCAACUCGUUUGUCGGCGGCCUCGACGGCACCAGCGGAAUGGACGCUGCCGACCUGAGCAGCUACAGAGCCAGUUUUAUGCGAGAUGGCUUCAGCGGCACGCCGCGAAGCUUUACCGAGCGGCUGAUGAUGGAGGACAUGGAAGCAGAGAGGCUGGCGGAGGGAGCGAGCCAGCAGCCCUAG
Molecule: messenger RNA, 1833 nt
Organism: Beauveria bassiana ARSEF 2860
Lineage: Eukaryota; Fungi; Ascomycota; Sordariomycetes; Hypocreales; Cordycipitaceae
Exons: 1
Coding region: 1-1833 (610 amino acids)
Source: RefSeq, a predicted model, not a curated record